Achroia grisella is the source of this 911-nucleotide messenger RNA. RefSeq names its product small ribosomal subunit protein bS1m (gene mRpS28). The transcript has 2 exons. The record is from RefSeq and is a predicted model, not a curated record. The coding region runs from base 285 to 854 and encodes 189 amino acids. Gene Ontology annotation, cellular component: mitochondrial small ribosomal subunit. NCBI's taxonomy places the organism in Eukaryota, Metazoa, Arthropoda, Insecta, Lepidoptera, Pyralidae.
ACAACCCUAGACAUUUUAAAAGUUACAUAUUACAUAGUGUCUAUGGACUGUCUCAUCUGCUGUAAAAAAUAUUGCAUUUUUCUAAAUUCAGUUUUGGAAAAUAUAAAUGAAUCAGAUUUUAAAUUGUUCUUUUUGGUGAGAUUACAAGCAAUAUAUGUUUAAUUCAAAUAAUUACUGGAAUAGAGCAACAAAUAUAUAAUGUGCUUCUAACUCUGAGGUUACCUCGAACCAAGAAAUAGAAUUAUUAUAAAUUAGGUACUGAAUCUUACUAUAAGUAAAGAAAUAUGAAUCAAGCACAUCUGCUAUUGAGAAAUACUAGUUACCUGAAUAAUGUAAUUGUAAGAAUACCGUACAAAUAUCCAUGUCUGAAUAUGACUAAAUCUUUUUCGAGCACAUCUGAGAUAAAUUCAGAUAAAGCAACUGCAUCAGCAUCAGAUCAUGGAGUAACUGUAGAGACAUCUGAAAAAACUGGAGGUUUUGCCAAAGCGUUUGAAAAACAGUCCCAUAUUCUUGACUCGCAGGAUAAACAAAAUCAUACUUUUGCAUCGUUGCUUCGCAAUUCAAAAUUAAUUGACCUAGGAGAUCCAGUAGGAAAAGUAGUUAUUGGCAAAAUCUUUCAUGUGGUUCAAGAUGAUUUGUAUAUAGAUUUUGGUUGGAAAUUUCACUGUGUAUGCACUCGACCUACGAACAGGGGUGAUGAAUAUGUGAGAGGAACAAGAGUCAGAAUACAAAUAAAUGACUUGGAAUUAUCAUCUAGGUUCCUCGGAUCAAAUUCAGACUUGACUUUACUAGAAGCAGAUUGUAAGUUAUUAGGAAUUGUCUCUACUCCAAUAAGAAAUAGUGAAAAGUUAUAAGUAUUAAAUAAUGCAACUGAUUAUUUUAUAAAGAAAUAGAUUAUAUAGUAAAAAAAU